This is a messenger RNA of Suncus etruscus (white-toothed pygmy shrew), 762 nucleotides long. RefSeq names its product empty spiracles homeobox 2 (gene EMX2). Gene Ontology annotation, biological process: central nervous system development; regulation of DNA-templated transcription; neuron differentiation. The record is from RefSeq and is a predicted model, not a curated record. Gene Ontology annotation, molecular function: DNA-binding transcription factor activity, RNA polymerase II-specific; DNA binding. The transcript has 3 exons. The coding region runs from base 1 to 762 and encodes 253 amino acids. NCBI's taxonomy places the organism in Eukaryota, Metazoa, Chordata, Mammalia, Eulipotyphla, Soricidae.
AUGUUCCAGCCGGCGCCCAAGCGCUGCUUCACCAUCGAGUCGCUGGUGGCCAAGGACAGUCCCCUGCCCGCCUCGCGCUCCGAGGACCCCAUCCGCCCCGCGGCGCUCAGCUACGCCAACUCCAGCCCCAUCAACCCGUUCCUCAACGGCUUCCACUCGGCCGCCGCCGCCGCCGCCGCCGGCAGGGGCGUGUACUCCAACCCGGACUUGGUGUUCGCCGAGGCGGUCUCGCACCCGCCCAACCCCGCCGUGCCGGUGCACCCGGUGCCGCCGCCGCACGCCCUGGCCGCCCACCCCUUGCCCUCCUCGCACUCGCCACACCCCCUCUUCGCCUCGCAGCAGCGGGACCCGUCCACCUUCUACCCUUGGCUCAUCCAUCGCUACCGGUAUCUGGGCCACCGCUUCCAAGGGAACGACACAAGUCCCGAGAGCUUCCUUUUGCACAACGCUCUGGCCCGAAAGCCGAAGCGGAUCCGAACGGCUUUUUCCCCAUCCCAGCUUCUGAGGCUGGAACACGCCUUCGAGAAGAACCACUACGUGGUGGGCGCCGAGCGGAAGCAGCUGGCGCACAGUCUCAGCCUCACAGAAACUCAGGUAAAAGUAUGGUUUCAGAACCGAAGGACAAAGUUCAAAAGACAGAAGCUGGAGGAAGAAGGCUCCGACUCGCAACAGAAGAAAAAAGGGACGCACCAUAUUAACCGGUGGAGAAUCGCCACCAAACAGGCUAGUCCCGAGGAAAUAGAUGUGACCUCAGAUGAUUAA